CACCCCUGUGAAAAUGGAAAAUCCUUUUGAAUAAAGCCUAACCAAAAUAUUGUUGAAACUACUUGUACCCAACUGCAUUUGUGUUCCUCAGUUUCUGCUAAUUUUCUCCUUUUUCACAUUCACAUUAUGUGUGUGUGCCUGCUUUGAUGGCAACUCACAAGUAUCCCAAAGUAUGAAUCUUUUUGUUGUUCUUUUCAAAGAUCCCUGACCCACCAUUGCCACACUCCGAGUUUUCCAGCUUUCUUGUUCAAUAUUUGUUUGUUGAUAUGCGUGUGUUAGCUUAGCAAAGACAGCAAGAGCAUGAUGGGGGAGGUAUCUGAGAUGGAAGCUAUGGAGCUGGACAAGAUUGAAGAAGAAUGCUGCCCUGUAAAACAAGUUGAAAUCACGGUUCCCAAAACCGACGACCCGACUUUGCCUGCCGUCACAUUCCGGAUGUGGUUUCUGGGUCUCGGUUCCUGUGUUGUUCUCUCGUUUGUCAACCAGUUCUUUUGGUACAGGACGAUGCCCUUGUCGAUUUCUUCCAUCUCCGCCAUGAUUGCCGUCGUGCCACUCGGCCAUUUGAUGGCGAGAACGCUGCCUCAUCGCCUGUUCUUGGAGAACACGCGAUGGGAGUUCACCAUGAACCCUGGUCCAUUCAAUAUGAAGGAGCAUGUUUUGAUUACUAUCUUUGCCAACUCUGGAGCUGGAACUGUUUAUGCCACUCAUAUUUUGAGUGCUGUUAAGCUCUACUAUAAGAGGAAUCUUACAUUUAUCCCUGCCCUUCUUGUUAUGAUGACAACCCAGGUUUUGGGGUUCGGUUGGGCCGGGAUUUUCAGGAAAUAUCUGGUUGAGCCAGGGGAAAUGUGGUGGCCUAGUAACCUGGUCAUGGUCUCCUUGUUCAGGGCUUUGCACGAGAAAGAGAAGAGACCGAAAGGCGGAACAACUCUUAAUCAAUUCUUUCUGCUGGUCUUGAUCUGCAGCUUUGCCUACUAUGUUCUCCCUGGAUAUCUUUUCAGCACACUGACUUCAUUCUCCUGGGUUUGCUGGUUGGCUCCCAAGUCAGUUUUGGUCCAACAACUCGGCUCGGGCUUGAAAGGACUUGGAAUUGGUUCGUUCGGUCUCGACUGGGCGACAAUUUCCUCGUACCUAGGAAGUCCACUCGCUAGUCCAUGGUUUGCUACUGCCAAUAUCGCGGUCGGUUUCUUCCUUGUGAUGUACGUCAUGACACCACUCUCGUAUUGGUUUGAUGUCUACAAAGCCAAAAACUUCCCCAUUUAUUCUAGUAAACUUUUCAAGUCGAACGGUGAAUUGUACGACAUAUUGAGCAUCGUCGAUCCCAUGUUUCAUCUAGACAAGGAGGCUUACGGGCGAGACGGGCGAGUACAUCUCAGCACUUUCUUUGCUAUGACCUACGGCAUUGGUUUCGCUACCCUUACUGCAACAAUUUUCCAUGUCCUACUGUUUGAUGGAAGAAACCUAUGGCAGCAGACCAAAAGUGCAUUUCUAGAUAAUAAGAAGAUGGACAUUCACACAAAGCUUAUGAAGAAGUACAAAUUCGUUCCUACGUGGUGGUUCGUCGCAAUCCUCAUGUUGAAUCUUGCCCUUAUACUAUUCAUUUGCGAAUACUAUAACGAAACGCUCCAGUUGCCCUGGUGGGGUGUAUUAUUAGCUUGUGCCAUUGCUUUCUUCUUCACCCUUCCUAUUGGCAUCAUUGCUGCUACCACAAAUCAGGCUCCGGGUUUGAACAUUAUUACUGAAUAUGUGAUUGGAUAUAUGUACCCAGAGCACCCUGUUGCUAAUAUGUGCUUCAAGGUGUAUGGAUACAUAAGCAUGGCUCAAGCUCUAACCUUUGUUUCGGACUUCAAACUCGGCCAUUACAUGAAGAUUCCUCCUCGAUCGAUGUUCACAGCACAGGUGGUAGGAACAAUUGUUUCAGUCUUUGUGUACACCCUAACAGCAUGGUGGCUUAUGGAAGAAAUUCCCAAUCUUUGUGAUACCUCCUUGUUGCCACCUGACAGUCCAUGGACUUGUCCAAUGGACAACGUGUUCUUCGAUGCAUCCGUUAUAUGGGGGCUAGUCGGACCACGCAGAAUAUUCGGAACGGAAGGUGAGUACGGGAACGUCAAUUGGUUCUUUCUUGGAGGAGCACUAGCUCCUCUCCUAGUAUGGCUGGCGCACAAGGCAUUUCCAGAUAAAGAAUGGAUUCGCCUCAUCCACAUGCCGGUCCUCUUGGGCGCAACGUCUAUGAUGCCUCCGGCCACCGCAGUAAACUUCACAAGUUGGCUGAUUAUGGCCUUCCUUUUCGGAUACGUUCUUUACAAAUACAGACCAGAGUGGUGGAAACGCUACAAUUAUGUCCUCUCGGGUGGUCUCGAUGCCGGAACUGCUUUUAUGACGAUCUUGUUGUUUCUUGCACUACAAUCAAAGGACAUUGGCCUCCAAUGGUGGGGCAACAAUGGAGAAGGGUGUCCCCUUGCUGCUUGUCCAACUGCAGAAGGCGUAAUUGCUGAUGGCUGUCCUGUUACCUAGUAUUUGUGUUAGAACUCGUAUAUCUCGUGUUCUUCUGACAAUUACCAAUGUUUAACUACAAGCUUAUAUUGUCAACUCUGUUCUUUCAUGUCAGAUUUAGAAUUUUUGUGGUUGGAUUCAAA
Molecule: messenger RNA, 2630 nt
Organism: Hibiscus syriacus
Lineage: Eukaryota; Viridiplantae; Streptophyta; Magnoliopsida; Malvales; Malvaceae
Product: oligopeptide transporter 6-like
Exons: 6
Coding region: 301-2508 (735 amino acids)
Biological process (GO): transmembrane transport
Molecular function (GO): oligopeptide transmembrane transporter activity
Source: RefSeq, a predicted model, not a curated record